This is a messenger RNA of Melanotaenia boesemani (Boeseman's rainbowfish), 1265 nucleotides long. RefSeq lists its product as uncharacterized. The record is from RefSeq and is a predicted model, not a curated record. The coding region runs from base 86 to 958 and encodes 290 amino acids. The transcript is spliced from 10 exons. NCBI's taxonomy places the organism in Eukaryota, Metazoa, Chordata, Actinopteri, Atheriniformes, Melanotaeniidae.
UGCUCUCAGCUUUAGUGAGGAGGAAGUGACACUAGACUCAGGUAGAUGGAGUGAAAACGACUGGUAGCCACGUUGUGAAGUUAACAUGUCUGUAAACGAGCCAAGGUUACUAUAUGAGGGCUUUCUGCAGAAGAGAAAAGAUAGACUGAAAAUAAUGUGGGUCACGUACUGGUUCAGGCUUCAAAACGCAACCUUGUUCUUUUAUACUAAGAAGAAUGGCAGAGCUUCGCACUUAAGAGGACAUUACUACAUAUACACGGUGCAGUCAGUCCGAGAGGUCCACAAAACAGGCAGGAAGCACUUCAUGUUUGAAAUAGUUAUGACAAAUGGAAAGAGAAAAAUGUUGGCAGCAGACACAGCAGCUCUCAGAAAGGAGUGGGUUACACACCUUUGGCAGGCCAUGCAUCUCUCUGGCUCAGGGAUGUUGGACUCUAGAGACACACACCUCAAUACAUGUGAGCAACAAGAGAAUUUAAACAGCAGGACAUUCGUCUGCUCAGACAGAGACAGCAUGAUGGAGCAGCUGCCUGCUCAGCCUCUGUCUCCGCCCACUCAUUCAAACCACACCUACACUGAGGCCACCUCUACCAUUUGCCCCCCUGAGGAGCAGGACUGUGAGGAGACGACUUCCGAGAACAUACUACUGCCCUCUGACGACCACAUUCUGAGUGAUCACAGCAUCAGUUAUCCUCAGUGGUCCAGCGAGAUGAGCAGAGCAGAGGAGACACAUGACGGCGUCUAUGACGUGUUACCUCGCAGAAGUAACAUACAGGAAUAUGAUGACCCUUCAACAGAGAUGCUUGAGGAUGUGUAUGACACCCCUAUGUCCUACAGGACUUCUCUUGAACUUAAUGACCCCACAGACAGCAUCUAUGACGUACCAAGCUGCCUUUUAAGAAAGACAUGUAAUCUAACCAUAGAUGAGCUGCCAGAGGAAGGAAUCUACAACAACAUAUGAGCUGUGCUCUAGGUCAAUGACAUCGGCAGCAUCGUUCAUAUAGCUUCUUAAUAAGAGUCACACAGGAAACUGCACUGCUGAUACUUUUGUCUACAUUUAAGGUGGCGGACAAAUGUUUCACCUUUGUUAAAACAGGCCAAACCACAGUUGCGAGGCUCAAUUGUUUAUUAAAGCUCCUUCUUGACAGAGAACCAUAAAAUCAUUUAUAGCUACAGAGACCAUACUGUACAAAAACAGGUACAUACACUGUAGAUCAGUCACACAGCAGACAGCAAAACAACUCAUUUACAUGUCACAACUUUAAGUA